Nasonia vitripennis (jewel wasp) is the source of this 1544-nucleotide messenger RNA. RefSeq lists its product as uncharacterized. The record is from RefSeq and is a predicted model, not a curated record. Bases 626 to 1519 code for a protein of 297 amino acids. The transcript has 2 exons. Lineage: Eukaryota; Metazoa; Arthropoda; Insecta; Hymenoptera; Pteromalidae.
UUGACCCCGGCAAGAGAAAUUUCAAAAAAGUAAAUGGAGAACAAUGUCAAGUACAGUACUUGAAUGCGAGCAUGAAAGAUUUGUAUUCAAAAUUUUCUGCAGAGAAGUCAUUCAUAGUAAGUUAUUCAACUUUUUGUAAGUAUCGUCCAGUAAACUGCAUUGCUCCAAAAGUGAAUGAGCGAGAUACCUGUGCUUGUAUCACCCAUGUCAACUUUGAAUUUAUUCAAAAAGUUCUACAUGCAAAGAAGAUAAUUCAAGAAAAUUCAACCUAUAAAUUAGUAGAGAGUUUAGUGUGUAAUAACAGAAGUACCGAUUGCUUUUCAAGAACAUGUGAUAAAUGCAAGAGUAAGGAAAUUGUAUUUUGUAUCAUAUUGAUCUGGCUCAAGAGUUAAAUUACUCAAAAUGGGUAAACAAAAAAGAGACUCGUGUGAGUGCCAAGACUAAGAAGAAUAUACUAGUCAACAUAACUCGUACAGAAACUUUCACUAGUAGUAUUAAUGACAUUAUAAAGUUAUUCAAAAGUGAAUUAAUUUUAUUUUUGUCUCAUGAACAACGAGUUUUCCAUCAAGGAAAUUAUUUUAAUCAAUUGACUGAAUCAUUAAAUAAAGAAGAAUGUGUUGUACUAAUGGAUUUCAGUGAAAACUAUAUGUGCAAAUAUAGUACUGAAGUACACUCUGUGCACUUUGGUGCCAGCAGACAGCAAGUAACACUUCAUACCGGAAUGUUCUACAGUGAAUCAUUUUCAAAUGGAUUUGCUACGGCAUCAGAAAGUUUAAGGCAUGACGCUGUUGCUGUUUUGGCUCAUGUGUUCGAUAUUUUGGAUCACUUCUUGUCUGACUUGCCAUUUAUAAACACAGUUAACUUCAAGAGUGAUGGUCCUACAAACCAAUACAAAAACAAGACAUUAUUUUUUCUUAUCACUCAAGUUUUACCCCAACGGUAUGCACAGAUAAGAAAAAUAACCUACAACUAUAGUGAGUCUGGUCAUGGUAAAGGGCCUGCUGAUGGCAUUGGUGGAGCUUUAAAACGUCUAGCUGAUGACCAAGUUAAAUAUGGAAGAGAUGUUUCUAAUUUUGAUGCUUUUCUUUCUAUAAUUAAAGAGAAGUCAAAAAAGAUUUAUAUUUCUUCGAUAACUGAAGUAGACAUUUCAAAAGUAGAAAAUCAAGUGUCGAAUGAAAUCAAAUGUUAUAAUGGUACCCGACAAAUGUACCAAUUUACUUGGAGAGUAGAAAAUUCUACUAAAAUUUAUUUUAACAAACUCAGCUGCUUGAUUUGCCUACCAGGUGAAAAAUGUCGACAUUUUUUCCUUGGAACUAUGGAGUACAUGGAAAAUGCUGCGGUGCCAGUCAAAGAAAAACCCAAAGUUCAGGAGAAAAAAAUAAAAAAAGAUGCUAUAUACACCAAAGAAACAACUCUGAACGAAUCUACUGUGGCAACGACUGCAUCAUUAUCUAUAAGUUCCAGAAGAAGUUCAAGGGUGCCGGUAGCAAAAUCAGAUGAUCAAUAUCAUUUUUAUUAAAUCAAAAUUAAAAUAAAAUAACAUG